Molecule: messenger RNA, 386 nt
Organism: Gracilinanus agilis (Agile Gracile Mouse Opossum)
Lineage: Eukaryota; Metazoa; Chordata; Mammalia; Didelphimorphia; Didelphidae
Gene: ATP5MK
Product: ATP synthase membrane subunit k
Exons: 4
Coding region: 83-259 (58 amino acids)
Source: RefSeq, a predicted model, not a curated record
CUUCCGGGUCGGGGUUGGGGGCGGCGGCAGCGGACAGUGAAGGGCAGCGGCGGCGUCCGAGGCUGCUGUCUGGAUUUCAAUUAUGGCAGGUCCAGAAUCUGAAAGUCAGUAUAAUUUCACUGGUUUUAAAAAAUACUUCAAUUCAUAUACCCUUAAUGGCAGAAAGAAUUAUGUACUGGCCACUUAUGGAGGAAUUGCUUUGCUCGUACUUUACUUCAAGACAAGGUCUAAAAAGACUCCAGCUGUGAAAGCAACAUAAAUGGAAUCUGAUAUGUUUGUGUUUAUAUGUGUAUACUUUGUCCAUCAUCAAGUUUCCUGGCUGAAGAACCUGCUGUCAACUUAGCAUGUGAUCUAUAGAUCAUAAAAUAAAACAUGAACUCAGAAAA